AUGGACUUGAACAGCCUUAAAAGCAUGGCAACCCGUGCUGGCAACACAUUGUACUUUGCCGGUGCAGCAGCCGCUGAGAUUGGCAAGGAGAAAGGUUCACAGGCCCUUGCUGCUGCGUCGGGGGCAGCCGCUAUCGGUCGUGACAAGGUCAUGAGCUCAACAACAUUUCAAAGCGCCACAGUCGCUGCCACUGUAGGACGUGAGAAGGUCAAGACAUCACAGGCGUUCCAAGUGGCGUCAUCAGCUGCCGUUGUUGGCAAGGAGAAGGCCACUGUAGCUGCCUCCACUGCUGCAA
Plasmopara halstedii is the source of this 295-nucleotide messenger RNA. RefSeq lists its product as uncharacterized. The transcript has a single exon. The record is from RefSeq and is a predicted model, not a curated record. The annotation marks the transcript as partial. NCBI's taxonomy places the organism in Eukaryota, Oomycota, Peronosporomycetes, Peronosporales, Peronosporaceae.